AUCUUGUCUUUACAGGGGCUGAACAUGCGUCCCUGCUCUACUGUCAUGCACCUGCUGCUGCGAUGCAUGCGCGGAUGUGGCAGACACAGUCGCAGCCGCAUGCCCAGAAGACUGAGGCAGCCUGUGAGCUACAUCAAACUGAUCUUCAAAUCCCUUUAUUUUAACUCGCUCACUAACUCUGAAGUGGUACUGGACUGCAUCCUUGAACCAGUGUUUUGGAUGGUGGAGGUUGUCACACGAUGGUUUGGAAUGGUUUUUGUGUUUUUAGUAGUAGCUCUUACCAGUUCUGUGGUUUUCAUCGCAUACUACUGCCUUCUACCGCUGGUCCUCCAAACGUACUCUCUUGGCUGGAUGAUGUGGCACAUUUGUUACGGGAAUUGGAUCUUGGUCAUGAUUGUCUUCCAUUACUACAAAGCCACAAACACUCCUCCUGGAUACCCUCCAAAGGUUUGGCACCCUUGA
Messenger RNA from Sinocyclocheilus grahami, 462 nucleotides. Its product is annotated as probable palmitoyltransferase ZDHHC16. Lineage: Eukaryota; Metazoa; Chordata; Actinopteri; Cypriniformes; Cyprinidae. Gene Ontology annotation, molecular function: palmitoyltransferase activity. The transcript has 2 exons. The coding region runs from base 25 to 462 and encodes 145 amino acids. The record is from RefSeq and is a predicted model, not a curated record.